This is a messenger RNA of Gamsiella multidivaricata, 786 nucleotides long. RefSeq lists its product as uncharacterized. The transcript has a single exon. The record is from RefSeq and is a predicted model, not a curated record. NCBI's taxonomy places the organism in Eukaryota, Fungi, Mortierellomycota, Mortierellomycetes, Mortierellales, Mortierellaceae. The coding region runs from base 1 to 786 and encodes 261 amino acids.
AUGUCCCUGAGAUUGGAUCCGUAUGAUCUGACGGAUAUUGGCAUGGAUUGCGUCGAGCGGGUGCUGGAGCGGUCGAAGGACCUACAGGAGCUUAAAGUCGAUAUCAGCGCUCUGCAGGAACUCAACCAACAGAAUAAACUGGCGCGGCUGCUUAGAGGACAAAGCAAGAGGUUGACUGCCCUAAGUCUAGAGGGUGACUCGGCCCAUGAAUGGAUACCCAAAGCUGCAGAGCUUUGUCCGGCAAGGUGCGAUUUGCCGAUCCUGAGAGGAUUUUGUCUGUCGUGUCCCAAGCCGUUCAAGGUUCCUCAUCCGUUUGUCCAAUGGAUCGUUAGCAUGGUUUCACCUUGGUCAAGGGUCAGUGCUCUAAUGCCCUAUGCUCAAUGGUUUGCUACUCAACCAAGCCCGAUGACUCUAGAUAACGUCGAGGAGCUAUUUCAGGAUACAUAUUUCCCCCCAUUGCUGGAGAUCGCGGAGAUGUGGAUGCCUCUGAUGGAUGUCUACUUGAAGGGGCUAGAAUUUGAGCCGGAGGAUUGGAAGAGAAUCAUAGCAGCUCUCGAUCUCUCAACCUUAGAGACCCUUAAUCUCAGCAACAGCAACUUUUCCCAAGAGCAGCUCACGACUCUGAUUGAGCUGAUACCUCAGGGUACAAAUCCUGUGAGAAGGUUGAAGCUGCAUCUUUAUCACACAGACCUAGUCAUUUGUCCAAGUACGAUCACGCUGCUUAGAAAACUUGCAGAGAAAGCACCCCAUAUCGAAAUCGAUAUUUACAACCCUUGCGACUCUUGA